UUCCUGACAAGCGGCAAAAACUUUUUUGUGAAUAAUUUGUCUAUUUUAUGGUAAUUUAACAGGAUUUAAGCACCAAAUAUCGCUCAAAAUGGAUUUAUUUAAUCUCGAGAGCUACACAAAAGACCAACAACAUUACGAUCCAAACAGCGAUAGUCAAGUAAUUUUUGAUGAAACCGACGAGAAUUUGCAAGAAAUGGACUCACAAGAUGACAUUCCCAUGGAAACUUCGCACACAUCGAGCACCGAAAACCAUCCGACAGCAGAAGAACAGAACGAAUCUCAUACAGGAUCAGAAUCUGAGACGGAAGAGAACGGAGGUGACCUUCAAGUCGAUAUUAAUGAAAAGCUAAAAGAGUUGAAUUCACUUUUUAAGCCAACAAAAGGUCGUAAAAAGGCAACAAAGACAUCGACACCCGUCACAAAAGGCAAAAAAGGACAACUAACGAAGCAAGAUAGCGGAUCGAUAAAAUUCACAUCGACAAAAAAAGUUGCGGGAAAAGUUGUGUCCGUGACUUCUGGCAGUACAGCUUCCGUUCGUCGUACUCGCAGUGAUGAAACCCACACGUUACAAGCUCCCGCUCCGCUUGGACGACGCCGAUCCGGAAGAAUUGCCGAAAAAAGUCGUAGUCCAGCAAAAGUACAACAAAAUGAACCGUCGCCGAGAAAAAAGAACAGAAAUCCACGCAAUCAAACAGAAGAAGGAAUUGAAGUUAUUGAUCUCAUUAGUGCACCGCCGUUAGUUUUGCCCGGAGUUAUCAACUUGGAUUCCGACGACGAGGAUAAUCAAAAACACAAAGCCCGUCACGCUGCUUCGCAUGAUGCCUCCUUCGAAGACAACUACGAAAUGUCGAUCAAACUUCGCUGGAACGGGAGCAUACAAAAGUAUCCAUUGCGCAAAUAUCAACAUUUCCAAGAUUUGAUUGAAAAAUUAGCAAAAUCCGAAAAUGUCGAGCCAUCGCAAGUGAUUUUGACGUUAGGCGAUUCGAAAAUUAUUCAACCUCAAGACACACCGGAUUCAAUUAAAUACAACAUUUCAAUGAUUUUGUCUGGUCGAUCAAUCAGCGGCGAACUCGUGCCUACACAAACUCUCAACAAAAAGCCAAAACGUGACAAAAAUAUGAUCAAAAUCCGCGUUCAAUCCGUCGAAAUGAAACGCCCGCUUGAAAUGUACAUCGAUAAAACGCGCAAAUUCGCAGCUACGCGUCACACAAUCGCAGAAGAGCUGAAAAUUGACUCGGAAAAGCUUCGAUUGAAAUUUGACGGAGAACUUAUUGACUUGGAUGAGGCUCCUGUUGACUUGGAUUUCGAUGGUGGCGAGAUGAUUGAUUGCGAAAUUAUAUAAACGGACUGAAAUUCCUUAAUUAGAAAAUUAUUUAUCAUUCCUUAAAGAAAAAAAUAGAUUCAAUAAAUAAUAUUUGUUUUAAUAAAUUUUCUAAAAUUGAAUUUUUACACAAAAAUUACAUUUGUUUCUCCGAAAAACGUUAAUAAAUAAGACAAUUUCGAACGAUUUAAGCGUAAAAGUUUAAAAUUUGACGAUUUUUAUAUUAAAAUUUUUGGUGAAAAGCUUAUUGUGCAACAGCAGCUUUGGUUUUUUUGGUGG
Molecule: messenger RNA, 1600 nt
Organism: Culicoides brevitarsis
Lineage: Eukaryota; Metazoa; Arthropoda; Insecta; Diptera; Ceratopogonidae
Gene: Rad60
Product: DNA repair protein Rad60
Exons: 4
Coding region: 89-1342 (417 amino acids)
Biological process (GO): positive regulation of transcription by RNA polymerase II; cytokine production
Molecular function (GO): protein binding
Source: RefSeq, a predicted model, not a curated record